GAGAGUGGAAGCAGCGGCUGCAGGCUGGGAAAUCCCUGUGUGUCAAAGAAGCUGGGACUGCGGACUUUGCCCUUGGCAGCUGCGGUGGCAGCUGCUGGCAAGACCCGAAGAAGGAGUUGGGCUCCGUUGGGAGAAGGAUGCAGCUCCAGCCUCCUUCGGCUCCCUGCGUCCCCCCCCCCCGCCAAGUGAUCUAGAGCUCUAGAUCGCGAUCUCGCCCCCUCUCCUCCGGUCCCCGCCCCCUACUACACCAGUCUCAUUCCUCACCAUCGAUUCUCGCUUUGCCUUCCUCCAGAGAGCUCAGUCUUUGGGAUGAUGUCUUGAAGGGAAAUUAGCGGGGCAGAAGAGGGGCGCGGGUUCAAGACCUUCCUCCCUACUGAUCGGAAGAGGCAAGCAUGCUAGUGCGGCCCCCCAGGAUUAACUGCUAAACUUUUAUUGUAGCUUUCCCUCUGCCCCCCGCCUCUUCUGCUCUUGGAAGUGAAGAGACUGCAGCUGCUCACAGGGAGAAGAGCUCUUGCUGAAGAGGAAGAGGAAGAGGAAGAAGAGGAGGAGGAGAAGGAGAGUGGAGAAGAUCUCAUCUCUUGCUUUGGGGCAUACAUUUCAAGGGGGGCGACGUUCUCCUCCUCAUUCAAACCUUCCAGGCUUCGCUUCCCCUCCAACUCUUUCCUCUGAACAUCUCCAAGUUUCCCAUUCCAGAAGGUGGACAGCUUCAGCCCCUUCAUUCUCCGCCUUCCUCCUCUUCUCCCCCUCCUCCCCACCCCUCUCCUCUCGCCUCUCCGCACCCGAAGACCGGAGCCGGUGGGGAUGCUCUUCCGCGCUUUGGCUCCGCUUUGACACUAUGCCACAGGCAGCGGGGCGAGAGCUUUGCAAACAUGGAUUUGGCCGAUUUUAAAGGAUUUCGCCUCUAAUAAGGAUUGUGUGGCACACAAAUAUGACUAAAUCCCCUAUCGGGUAAAGCUUGCUUUCUCUUUCUCCCCUCCCCUCCCCUCCUGCCCCCAACUCCUCCCCAACUCCCGUGUUUGGAUCCCCCCCUCCCGCCCGCCCCACUCCACCGCCCUGCCAGAGAAGCAAGCCCAGGGAACUGAUGACGGACCCAUUAAUCCUGCCUUCGAUGCAUCAACAGAACCCCAAGGGCUGCGAACGGUUGGCCGCGGGUUUCUCCAGGAAAUACUUGGGGCUGCUUUUGGUGCUGUAUGAAACUGGCGAUUAGGGGGGAGCCUGGCGAGGAGGAGACAAGCCCUCCUCCCCCUCCUCCUCCUCCUCCCUUUCUGGAGCCGAGCGGCUCCUGUUGGCGGUGGACUGCGAUCUCUUGGAGGGGAGCUGGUGCGUCGAGGGCUCGCUCGCUUGCUCUUGUUUCCUUGCCCUUCUCGGCCAGUUAUGCAGACUCCCGGUGCCUGCCGCUGCGGCUGUGCUAGGAUCUGAUGCUGGUCGCUCCGGAGCCCGCCGCUGAAGAUGGGGGGCUGAUCCUCGCCAGACGACGCCGGUGAGAGGCAAGAGGAAGAGCUGGGGAGAGGGGCGCCGAUCCACUUGGCUUCGGUGUGCAGCACGCGUGGGCUUUUCGGGCUGCCCUGCUCUCCGUCCUCUUCCCGCCGCUGGAAGCCCUCCCGUCUCUAAAUGGAAUUAGUGGAGAUCGAAGCCCCUUGUGUAAGGAACAGACAUGAUCCAUGGGCGCAGCUUGUUUCACAUUGUAGCAAGUUUUAUCAUCCUACAUUGGGCUGGGGCAACAAAAAAAGGAGCAGAAAAGCAAACCACCUCAGAAGGACAAAAGACUGUGCAGUGUGGAACGUGGACAAAGUACCCAGAAGGGGGCAUCUUCACUUCUCCCAAUUACCCCAACAAGUAUCCUCCUGACAGAGAGUGUGUCUACAUUAUAGAAGCUGCCCCAAGACAAUGCAUUGAAUUACACUUUGAUGAAAAAUAUUCCAUAGAGCCUUCGUGGGAGUGUAAAUUUGAUCAUAUUGAAGUGCGGGAUGGACCUUUUGGCUUUUCCCCAAUCAUUGGUCGUUUCUGUGGACAACAAAACCCACCUAAAAUAAAAUCCAGUGGCAGAUUCUUGUGGAUUAAAUUUUUUGCUGAUGGUGAACUUGAAUCUCUGGGAUUUUCUGCUCGAUACAAUUUCACACCUGAUCCAGACUUCAAGGACCUUGGUGUUUUGAAACCAUUGCCAGUUUGUGAGUUUGAGAUGGGAGGCUCAGAAGGAAUUGUGGAAUCUGUGCAAAUUGGGAAAGAAGGAAAAGCUUCUGACACUGAGGCAGUUGAUUGCAAAUGGUACAUCCGAGCACCACCACGAUCCAAGAUAUAUUUACGGUUCUUGGACUAUGAAAUGCAGAAUUCUAAUGAAUGCAAAAGGAAUUUUGUGGCUGUCUAUGAUGGAAGUAGCUCAGUGGAGGAUUUAAAAGCUAAAUUUUGCAGCACUGUUGCUAACGAUGUGAUGCUGCGCACAGGUCUUGGGGUGAUCCGCAUGUGGGCAGAUGAAGGCAGUCGAAGCAGUCGAUUCCAGAUGCUCUUCACAUCUUUCCAAGAACCCCCCUGUGAAGCCAACACAUUCUUUUGCCAUAGUAAUAUGUGUAUUAAUAAUACAUUGGUCUGCAAUGGACUCCAGAACUGUGUAUAUCCAUGGGAUGAAAACCACUGCAAAGAAAAGAGAAAAGCCAACAUACUGGACCAGCUUACUAACACCGGUGGAACAAUAAUUGGGGUAACCUCUUGUAUUGUGGUCCUCCUUAUCAUUAUCUCUGUUAUAGUACAGAUCAAACAGCCUCGUAAAAAAUUUGUCCAGAGGAAAGCAGACUUUGAUCAAACAGUAUUCCAGGAGGUGUUUGAGCCUCCACACUAUGAGUUAUGCACUCUUAGAGGGUCAGGGGCGACAGCGGACCUUGCAGAUGUUGCAGAUGACUUUGAAAACUAUCAUAAACUGCGGAGAUCAUCUUCAAAAUGUAUUCAUGACCACCACUGUGGAUCACAGUUAUCUAGCACUAAGGGCAGCCGUAGUAACCUCAGCACAAGAGAUACGCCUAUCUUGACAGAAAUUCAACCCCAGCCUGUAAAGCCCCUCAUCCAGCCCAUGAACAGGAGAAAUAUCCUUGUCAUGAAGCAUAGCUACUCACAGGAUGCUGCAGAUGCGUGCGAGAUAGAUGAAAUCGAAGAGGUACCGACCACGAGUCACAGGCUGUCCAGACAUGAUAAAGCUGUCCAGCGGUUCUGCCUCAUUGGGUCUCUAAGCAAACAUGAAUCUGAGUACAACACAACUAGGGUGUAAAAGACACAUGGAAGACUGCUUGAGAAUAGUGCGCUCCUGGGUGAUUUUGAAUAUACUACAGUGAAUUGUGAAAAUGUCGGCUCUGAAAUCCGCAAGCUAGAGAUGUUCUGGACUCUGACCAGCUAUUCAAAUUUCAUGAGAAAAAAAAUCAACCGUCAGUAAUUAGUCAAAUUAAAGGAUGGCAAUAAGACUCUUGUUAUUAUCAUUGCUAUCAUUUAUUAUUACCAUCAGGUUUCUUUUUUCUUUAUAUUUAUUUUUUUGUUCUGUUUUGUUACAAAGGAAAGAUUACCCAGUUUCAGGAAUAAAUGAUUAAUUCAGGAAUUUAUCCAUUUAUAAUCACUUCAGUAGAAAUAUUUGUUGGAUAUAAAUCAAACAAUAUGACUGAAUUUGACACCGAGAAACAGAACUGCAUGUACGUUGCUGAAUAUUUGAGUUGGCAAAAAACAAAAAAAAAUUCCUUUGAUGAGAUACAUUGUAAAAAGCAUGCAUUCAUAAUUCCUGCUGUUCUUAUCCAUUUCUUUGUGUCAUAUGCUUGCUAAUUGUAACUUUUUAUAUAAAGAUACAUAAAACAAUGUAUAAUAAUUUCUUACA
Messenger RNA from Hemicordylus capensis (graceful crag lizard), 3847 nucleotides. RefSeq names its product neuropilin and tolloid like 1 (gene NETO1). Gene Ontology annotation, molecular function: protein binding. The record is from RefSeq and is a predicted model, not a curated record. The transcript has 11 exons. Bases 1655 to 3256 code for a protein of 533 amino acids. NCBI's taxonomy places the organism in Eukaryota, Metazoa, Chordata, Lepidosauria, Squamata, Cordylidae.